This is a messenger RNA of Pseudovirgaria hyperparasitica, 1041 nucleotides long. RefSeq lists its product as uncharacterized. Gene Ontology annotation, biological process: positive regulation of protein catabolic process. Gene Ontology annotation, molecular function: ornithine decarboxylase inhibitor activity. The coding region runs from base 221 to 895 and encodes 224 amino acids. The transcript has 3 exons. Gene Ontology annotation, cellular component: nucleus; cytoplasm. NCBI's taxonomy places the organism in Eukaryota, Fungi, Ascomycota, Dothideomycetes, Acrospermales, Acrospermaceae. The record is from RefSeq and is a predicted model, not a curated record.
ACCCUGGCAAAACUCAGCUAUGGCGCGAAUUACUACCUCCAGUAGUAGUCGAAGCAGCAGUAGUAGUAGCGGUAGCAGCAUCCGCGAUGCCAGCCCCCGUCUGAAUAACAUCCUCGCAACUUGCUACGUCGUUGAUACUCGCUCCAGCCUGCUUCAAGGCUUUCACUACUCCACUACCGGGGCUGGCGGAGUCGAUUGGCGUUCCUGAGGUCAGCUCGGUAUGCAGGGAAUAUAUUCACCACCUUCAAGUCCCCCCCUCUCGGCCACCACCACCGUGAAACCGAGCUCCGGCUCUAAUUUCACGGCGCGGAGAAGGGGGGCAACUUAUACCAUUGCGGGAGAGUGUGAGAGACUCUUCUGUGAGAUACUCCGUUCUGUAUUUCUGGUUGAGGGGAAUACGGAAUGGCAGGACUCGCUGGCUCUGGAUAAGCAUUCAUCUGCGAUCAACUACAACGACACUGAGAUCUCUGGUGGGGUCAGUGUCACACGACAUGGGGCACAACAUGGGUUGGGUUUGCAACCUUUCGGAUCGAUCGAACAACGGGGUGUUGUCACCGCUUGGUGCAAGGUCUACGACUACGUGGGCGGGGCUCUUUUCAGGUGCUUCAUUGUGGAAGAGGAUAAUGGUGAGAGAGCUAUGUUUGUCUUCUUUAACGACGAUGUGAAUGGGAGUGACCUCAAGCCUGGGCUCAUGGCUUUACUCGAGCUCUGCUCCGUCCCGGGCGUGCUUUGUGACACGCUCAUUGUGUGUCUCGACCGAAGCGCGCAUUCUUCAGACGGCUCUUUGAUGAGAAGUCUUGGUUGGGUAGGUUUUGAGCCCACAACGCUAGAGAAAUGGACGAAGAAUAUCGAUAUCGUUUCACCUCGAUGGAUGUUCAUGGGCAUGGAAGUUUGAUUUGAUACCAAGAUUGCUUGUGUGGAGGAGUUGCCAAUUCACAUGGAUGGGUUCUCUAAUGGAGUAGCAUCACAUCCAAGUUUUCAAGAAAGGUCUUCUCUACAUAUUGAAGAGGAUGUCCAUCUAGGCGUUCAGCAUUUGGAGGC